UUAAAAUGAGUAUUGUUUUUCCCUUUUUCUAGUCACUGGGAACUACAACUUUUCUAAUAUAAAAGUGGUUUAGGAGCCACUUUAUCCACUAACCACUUAGUGGUUUAUCUUGCCAGUUCCCUCAGGACCCUCAGAUGCCUACAGUCCCAGGGGCUUGAGUGCAUUCAGAUUCCUUAGUCUCAAGCCUGACUUUCUGCAGUGGACAGUACUUGGUUCUCCCAUCCCUGCCUUUGGAUUGUAUGACUUGGGCAGUGUGACUAGAACCCUGACCUGUGUCCCCAUGCUCCAGUGUUUUCCAUUGUUUCAGAAAGAUUUAAUACAGAUAGAAGUACUUUUAAAGGUAGUAUAAUUAAAAAUAUAAAAUGAGUUGGCUGUUUUUCUUCAGAAGAAUGUGUAGAAUUGAUCUUGUUUAAUGACUGUUGUUCUUGGUUUUUUAGGCUAUACUGUAGUCCAUCCAUUUACACCAGUGGGGAAAAAUUUAGAACUGCUAUUGGUGCGUGAUGAGGAGGAUCUGAAAAGUUGGGAGAAGCAAAAUGUGCCAUUGAGUAUUUUGACUAGAUUAAAGGAAGCCAGCAGAACAGAGAUAAAUCAUACCAGGUUAUCAUGUCUAGCCCUGUGUUUUGACCUUAUUAAAAAAUGUGCAGCUCUCUAUGAACCUUUACCAUCAUUCCAUGAAAUAAUGCAUCCUGUCAGAAUACUCCUUACACAACAUGUGCCAGUUAAUGAAUAUCCUGAAAAAUUGCAGGAAUGUUAUCACAGUGCUCUGAAAGAGCUGGAGAACAAAGUAAAGCACUAUACCCCACUGAUAUGUGAGAAAAAGAAGCCAGUGCCAUUGAAACAGUAUACCCCUAAAAUUGUCAAAGUCUUAGAGUUUGGAAAAAAGCAGGCAGGCAGCAAGAAGGAGCAAGAAAGAAAGCAGUUGAUCCAGAGGCAUAAACGUGAACUCAAAGGAGCCAUUCGUGAGAUUCGGAAAGAUAACCAGUAUCUGGCUAGAAUGCAGCUGUCAGAAACCAUGGAGAGAGAUUCAGCCAGAAAAAGAAAAGUGAAAGAGCUUCUUGGUAGCCUUGCUACUCAGGAAGGUGAAUGGAAAGCAAUGAAAAGGAAUAAAUGGAAGAAUUAACUGGGACUCUCUACAGCAGGGAGCUUGCUGCCAUAUAAAACACCCCAGUCAUGGCUUUUGAAUAGAUUUUAAUUGCAUUUUUUGGAUGCAUUCCUUUUGAGGAGACAACAUCAUUGGAUCUGUUUGAAAAAAUGAACCUGCUUAUUAGGACAAUCCGCAGCUUUUCAUAAGGAAAAUAAAAAUAACACUUUUGUACAUGG
Messenger RNA from Oenanthe melanoleuca, 1320 nucleotides. RefSeq names its product nucleolar protein 14-like. Lineage: Eukaryota; Metazoa; Chordata; Aves; Passeriformes; Muscicapidae. The record is from RefSeq and is a predicted model, not a curated record. Gene Ontology annotation, cellular component: nucleolus; small-subunit processome; Noc4p-Nop14p complex. The coding region runs from base 413 to 1120 and encodes 235 amino acids. The transcript has 5 exons. Gene Ontology annotation, biological process: maturation of SSU-rRNA.